Messenger RNA from Recurvomyces mirabilis, 1062 nucleotides. RefSeq lists its product as uncharacterized. The record is from RefSeq and is a predicted model, not a curated record. The transcript has a single exon. The coding region runs from base 1 to 1062 and encodes 353 amino acids. Lineage: Eukaryota; Fungi; Ascomycota; Dothideomycetes; Mycosphaerellales; Teratosphaeriaceae.
AUGCCCGACCAGGACAAUGAUCUCCUGGCCAGACUGAAUGCUCUCAAGCCAACGACUAUAAUCUACUCCAAAUCAUCUGUGGAGAACACCAGGCACACGUCAGCUGAACACCAGCUAGAAGCUCGUCUAAAGUCUUUGCGAAGCUCAUCUUCGCGCUCGAAUACAGGAGCUGAUGGUGGCAAACCGAGCAGUCCGGCUCCUUUCGAUCGCGCAGAUGCCUUGCGAGCGGAAGUACAGGACGAAGUUGCCUCCGAGCGAGAUCCUAUCCGUGACUGGCAGCAGAAUGAAGUGGACGAGCAGACUUUAGAAGAGCUUCUGGCGGAACUUGGUCCGGAUGAUCAGUGGAAGCUGGACCCUCAGGAUCCCAAGCAUGUUGCCUCAUUGCUGAAGGAGGCGAAGGACGCCUUGCCUGAGACAGACGAAAGCCACAAAGAGCCAUCCGUCAAGGACGAAGAUUCGCGGAAGAUUGAGGCUAAGGACGUGCAAGCUGAAGGUCAAAGUGAAGCCGAGCAGGGAGAGGACCUCAGCAAAAAAGAAGAUCAAGAAGACGAGGUAGAAGCCAACGAGUACGUCAAGAAAGUACUCGCAGAACUAGACGUUGAAGCAAGAUACGGAGGAAAUUCUCCCGACGAUCCUGAGCCCCAGGAACAUAAAGAAGACGAGCAAUCUUCCACUCUCAACCUCCCAUCCACCCCCUCAACCCUUCCCCCACCAUCCUACGAAGACAGCGAACUAGCCACCCGCUUCUCCAAACUAGGUCUCGACCUCCCGUCCGCACCCUCCGCCCCACCCUCUAGCAAACCAAAAGUCACGGCCAGCAUACUACCCGGAGGCAGAGCCAAAGGCAAAUCGAAUCUACCAACACAUACGGACGACGAUAUCGACUCGUGGUGCUGUAUCUGUAACGAAGACGGCGGGGUCAGAUGUCUUGGCUGUGAUGGCGACAUUUACUGUCAGAAUUGUUGGCGGGAGGGGCAUGGGAACCGUGCGGGACAGGAGAGGGGGCAUAGGGCUGUGCAGUUUGUGCGGAAGGGUGGUGGAGGGGCUGUGGUGGCUGGUUGA